Amaranthus tricolor (Joseph's coat) is the source of this 1015-nucleotide messenger RNA. RefSeq names its product protein RESTRICTED TEV MOVEMENT 2-like. NCBI's taxonomy places the organism in Eukaryota, Viridiplantae, Streptophyta, Magnoliopsida, Caryophyllales, Amaranthaceae. The record is from RefSeq and is a predicted model, not a curated record. Bases 80 to 877 code for a protein of 265 amino acids. The transcript is spliced from 2 exons.
UAAGCAGCUAAAUCACAUACCUUAGCAUCACAAACCAUCCACAAACAACAACAAUUCAAAGCAAAAAACAGUAAGAAAGAUGGCCCAACCUGUUAAUCCUAGCCGCGCUUAUGAAGAGUACAACCCUCCAUCUGAACUUUCUACAGAAGAAGGAUGUGAUAUCAUCCUCCUUUAUCUUCCUGGGUUUAAAAAGGAUCAGCUGAGAGUUCAGUUAUCAACAUCACGCAUUCUCAAGGUCAGUGGAGAACGUCCGAUUGGUAAUAACAAAUGGAGACGAUUUACUAAAGAAUUCACCGUUCCAAGUAGCUGUGAUACCAAAGGGAUCACCGCUAAGUUUGAAGGCGGUAUUCUAUACCUCCGUCAGCCUAAACUGAUCACAUCUUCCGCUGCACCUGCACCAAAAACAGCUGCUACGACACCUUCAGCAGCUGGUGCGACAGCUGCAGCAGCAUCUGCACUACAAACUGAUGCAGAAGCCGCAGCACGUUCACCAGCAGAACAAUCAACUGUGCCAAAUGCGGCACCAGAACAACAGAAACAAUCUGCAUUACCACAUGUUGAUACACAGCAGACGCAGAGUCCUCUGAAUGAACCUAAAAAGGAUUUGGAGGAGAAGAAGACAGAGAUAAUGCACAAAGAAAAAGACGAAAUUUCAAAGGAAAAGAGUGAGAUUAUAUCGAAAGAUGAGGAAAGACAAACAAUGUGUCAACUAACACCAAGGCCGAGACAAAUGGUGGGUAGAAGAGGGUUUUUUGAAGAGUUGAGGAAGCCAGAAAAUUGCAAGAGGCUUGUAGUUUCUGUUCUACUGGUGCUUGGUGUUGGGUUCUAUGUUAACUACAUGUUCAAAUCAUUCUUAGAGGAUGAUAAAGAAUUGUGAAUUCUACAGAAAAUACACAUAAUAACACGAUGCUAAUAGAUAUGUAAAUAUGAAUCAAGGAACUAAAAAUGUAUAAUUCAGAUGUAUAAUUUGAUAUUUGUCAUAAAGAUAUAAAUUGGUUUGGCUUCAUCAUGGAAA